Messenger RNA from Pieris rapae (cabbage white), 864 nucleotides. It is a transcript of the gene Csl4, whose product is annotated as exosome complex component CSL4. Gene Ontology annotation, biological process: RNA processing. Lineage: Eukaryota; Metazoa; Arthropoda; Insecta; Lepidoptera; Pieridae. The transcript has 3 exons. Gene Ontology annotation, molecular function: RNA binding. Gene Ontology annotation, cellular component: nuclear exosome (RNase complex); cytoplasm. Bases 175 to 843 code for a protein of 222 amino acids. The record is from RefSeq and is a predicted model, not a curated record.
GAAUUAAAAGUAGUACAGAGUACUAACAGACCAAUUCACUUGGUUGGAUUAGGCUUAAAAAAAGUUAUUUGGUUAAUUACCCUAACAAACGUGUGUAAAUUUAUAAAUACUUUAGAGUAAACAUAGUUUAAAACAAAGACAUACUAUCAGCUUCUCGUUAAUACGGAGAACAAUAUGCAAAUAGAUAAAGAAGAAUCAAAACAAACGACAGAAGACAUUAAAAUAUGUAUACCUGGAAUGCGCAUAAGUCCAUGCAAUAAAGAAACUAUGUCAGGGGCUGGCACAUAUGAACUAGAUGGUUAUAUAUACACGUAUCUAGCAGGAAUUUUGAAAUCACAGUAUGAUGAGGUUAAAAAGGCAAACAUUUUAUCCAUAGAAAGUCCAAAAAGCCCUAGUGUGCUUCCUCAAAUGGGAGAUGUAGCCACAGCAAGAGUAAUAGCUGUAAACUCCCGCUUAGUACAAUGCCAGAUACUUUGCGUGGGUCCAACGGUGUUAGCUAGGCCAUACAGAGGAAUUCUGAAAAAGGAAGAUAUAAGAGAUAUGGAUAAAGAUAGAAUCGAUCCCUAUAAGUGCUUCAGACCCGGGGAUGUUAUUUUAGCAAGAGUUUUACCAAUGACAGAGCUACAUGCUUAUCACCUAUCCACUGCAGAAAAUGAGCUUGGUGUAGUAAUUGCAACUGCUGAAGGCUCUCCACAAGGAGUAAGCAUGGUUCCUAUCAGUUGGUCUGAAAUGCAGUGCCCUACAACAUUAAACAAAGAGCCCAGGAAAGUAGCAAGAGUAAUACCUGAAACUAUCAAUAAAGAAUUUGUGUUAGCAAGUCAACCUGAAUUGGGGAAGAGUUGAAAAUAAAAACAUUUAUUAAAA